Trachemys scripta elegans is the source of this 4408-nucleotide messenger RNA. It is a transcript of the gene MTMR10, whose product is annotated as myotubularin related protein 10. NCBI's taxonomy places the organism in Eukaryota, Metazoa, Chordata, Testudines, Emydidae. The record is from RefSeq and is a predicted model, not a curated record. The coding region runs from base 436 to 2727 and encodes 763 amino acids. The transcript is spliced from 16 exons.
CGCGCUGCCGUACAAACUCAGCCUCGCCUCCAACAUGGCCGCCCAGGCCCCAGCCUCCGGGGCCCAGCAAGGCCGCCGCUGCUUCCUGCUGCUGGAGGCAGGGAGCUGCUAGGGCAGGGAGGCUCCCCUCACACGUCCCCGCCCCCACGCCGGCCCGCAGGGGAGGGAGCAGCGGAGCUGACGGGGGCUCCAUGAGGGACCGGGGCAGCCCCAGGCCGGACCUGCCCAGCCGGCUGACUCCUCCCUUGGGAACGGGGGGGCAGUGGUGCCGCCUUCCCUCGCCUCAUAACUCCAGAGCGCCGGGAGCCUGCAGCCCUGGGCCGGGGGGCUCGAGGGCUCGGACCCCGCCUGGCUCGGGCAGGACUGGGGGCUCACCCCGCUGUUUGCCUCACCCGGGGAGCAGCCUCCUGCGGGGACUGCCGGGGGGCAGCCGCAAUGUUUUCGCUCAAGCCAGCGAGACCCACCUUCAAGUCCUACCUUCUGCCGCAGGUUCAAGACAAAAUAACCCCAGAGCCCAAGAUUAAAAAGCUGGAACCAGUACUUUUGCCAGGUGAAAUUGUGGUAAAUGAAGUCAAUUUUGUGAGAAAAUGUAUUGCAACAGAUACAAGUCAGUAUGAUCUCUGGGGGAAGUUGGUUUGCAGUAACUUCAAGAUUUCAUUUAUUACGGAUGAUCCCAUGCCACUUCAGAAAUUCCAUUAUAAAAACCUCCUCCUUGGUGAACAUGAUGUGCCGCUAACAUGUAUUGAACAAGUUGUCACAGUAAAUGACACAAAGAGGAAACAGAAGGUCCUUGGUCCCAACCAGAAACUUAAAUUUAAUCCAACAGAAUUAAUUAUUUAUUGCAAAGAUUUCCGUAUUGUCCGAUUUCGUUUUGAUGAAGCAGGCCCUGAGAGUGCAAAAAAGGUGUGCCUUGCAGUAGCACAUUAUUCCCAGCCAACAGAUCUCCAGCUCCUUUUUGCAUUUGAAUAUGUUGGGAAAAAAUAUCAUAAUCCAGCAACAGUAAAUGGAAUAGACCCAGGAGGCGGGGGCAGCAGCAGCGGUCAACAGACUCCUUUAUUUGAAACUUAUUCUGAUUGGGAUAGAGAAAUCAAAAGAACAGGCGCAUCAGGAUGGAGAGUUUGUUCAGUCAAUGAAGGUUACAUGAUAUCUACUUGCCUUCCGGAAUACUUUGUAGUCCCAUCUUCCUUAGCAGAUCAAGAUCUAAAGCUCUAUUCUUACUCUUUUAUUGGAAGACGAAUGCCCCUUUGGUGCUGGAAUCACUCUAAUGGGAGUGCUCUUGUGAGAAUGGCCAACAUUAAAGAUGUAUUGCAACAAAGAAAAAUUGAUCAAAGGAUUUGUAAUGCAAUAACUCGAAGUCAUCCACAGAGAAGUGACGUUCAUAAAUCAGAUUUGGACAAGUGUCUGCCUAAUAUCCAGGAAAUCCAGGCUGCAUUUAUCAAACUUAAACAGUUAUGCGUUAAUGAACCUUUUGAAGAAACAGAAGAAAAAUGGUUAUCCUCACUGGAAAAUACUCGUUGGCUAGAGUAUGUCAGAUCAUUCCUUAAGCAUUCUGCUGAACUUGUAUAUACGCUGGACAGUAAGCAUGUCUCAGUAAUUCUGCAAGAGGACGAAGGACGGGACCUGAGCUGUUUCGUAGCCUCCCUCAUUCAAGUAAUGCUGGAUCCCUAUUUUCGGACAAUUGUUGGAUUUCAGAGCCUGAUACAGAAGGAAUGGGUCAUGGCAGGAUAUCAGUUUCUAGAUAGGUGUAACCACUUAAAAAGAGCUGACAAAGAGUCUCCCUUGUUCUUGAUGUUUCUGGACUCGAUUUGGCAACUGCUAGAACAAUAUCCAUCGGCCUUUGAGUUUUCUGAAACAUAUUUGACCAUAUUGUAUGAUAGUACACGGAUCUCAUUGUUUGGCACCUUCCUUUUCAACUGUCCUCACCAGCGAGUAAAGCAGAGCACUGAAUUCGCUAUAAGCAAAAACAUCCAGUUGGGUGAUGAAAAAGGCCUAAAAUUUCCUUCCGUUUGGGACUGGUCUCUUCAGUUUACAACAAGAGAUCGCAUGCUUUUUCACAACCCCUGGUAUAUUGGAAAGAGUGCACCAUGUGUACAGAAUGGGUCUGUGAAAACCUUUAAACGAACAAAGAAAAACUACAGCUCAACACUGAGAGGAAUCCCCCCAUCGUUAAAGAAUGGGAUCAUCAACGAGCAAGAGUUUCUUCCAAGAAGAAAUUCUCUGAUACUAAAACUGAAACCAGACUUUCUUCAGCAGAUGGGUAGCCAGACCAAUAGCAUGGAGCAGUAUUUCAGAGAAUGGUUCUCAAAGCCUGUCGACUUGCAUGGUGUAAUUCUACCCCGUCUGUCUGGAACACACAUAAAACUGUGGAAACUUUGCUACUUCCGCUGGGUUCCUGAGGCCCAAAUUAACAAUGGUGGCUUCAUCACUGCCUUCCAUAAAAUCUCUGUGCUGACAGACCAAGUAGACAUGCUAAACCAGAGUCUUCGGCAGUACAAAAGCAGCUCUUCUUUGCAAGCGAACUGUUCAGAACUGGAUCAAAGCAGGAUGUACUUCAGAGCAAAUGGUUUAAAUGACAAUGCAGGGACCCCAGAUUUUCUCUCCUCCUCAUUCCCAUUUUCUCCAAUAGGGAACUUAUGCAGACGGAGCAUUCUGGGAACACCCUUAAGUAAAUUUUUAAGUGGUGCCAAAAUCUGGCUGUCCACUGAGACACUUGCAAAUGAGGACUAAGAUAUUGUGAUGCUUAAACAUAUGGGGGGAAAUCGCAGACCAUUGUGUCUUCUCUUAAGUUAACACUGCUAACUGCGGCAUCUGAAGCUGUAAUAAUUUUAUUUACAAAUAUUACAUACGUUUUGCACAAAUAUUUAAAAGCAAAGCAAAUCAUGCUUCAAAUCGCACAAUUUUGUUUUCAGUAGUUGUCAUGUAAACUUCUUGUCUGGUUUCUGAUGAUUUCUUCUGUGUUUUCUAGGUCUGGCUUAUUAUGUAAUAUCAGCGAUUUCACUCACUAAUGCAAAGGUUGGGUGUGGUCACUAAUCAGGUUUUCUUUUUGUUUGCAAUGUCUGUUUUCCCAACUGUUGAUUGAAGCUAAUCUUUUAUGUCAACACAGAUUAGCAAAUCAGAUUGGUGAAAACAAACAUCAAGGACAUUUUGCAUUAAUGUAGCCAUAUUGACUGGCAGUUGUAGAAAUCUGGGAACAAACUACUUUGUCACAGUACACGUGUAGUAAGGACACAUUUAUAUGCUUCCAUACUAUCUUUCUGUGACUUGGUUUACUUAGUGUAUGUUGCAUUGGUGCAGUGUGUACUGGUUUUUGUUUUCAGUUACCCUUUAGAGAGACUAUUCAAUUUUUGUUCAAUGUCAUGAGCUUGCAUUUAGUUCACAGGAACUGACUUCAGGACAAUAUGCACUGUUAACCUUAAAAUGUUCACUGUAGAGAAUAAUAUUGUAGCCUUAGAAGUGCCUUUAAUUGGAAUGAAAUAUUAGUAAGAUGUGUCUAACGCACCAUGAAACAUAUGUCUUUCAAUAGGUUAAUGAACUGCCCACUAAUGUAAACAUAAUUUAAUUCAUAAAACAAACUCUGGUAAUCACCAAAAAGCCAAUUAGCCUUCUGAACAGCAGAAACCUUAAAUGACAAUAUGCAAAUUAGCAGGGAAAUUUUCUCUAGACUAAAACAAGACUGAUUUCCUGUCAGUCCCAGAAAAUAAAGAACCUUACCACUCCUAAAACUUUGUUUCUUAAGUGUCCGUUUAUAGGAGUGGAGGUUGUGCUGGGAAAGUCCUCCCCCCCCGCCCCUUGACACAACUGAACUAACUACAAGAUUAGUUAGGGAUGUAUUCUUUUGGCUUCCUUACACAAUCUAUUUUUUUUUAAAGUAUUUCUGAAGUUUUUCCCACCAAAUUUAAAGAUAAAGCAGAUUGAAAAAUGAGAAAUCAUUUUUUGCCAAACAGCUUUUAAAAAAACCUUGUUUUGCAGCAGGCAAGAGCUGGUUAGGAAUUUUCCCAUUUUUUUUGGUUGAAGAAACAUUACUUGAAGCUGGGCAGAACACUUCAAUCAAUGUGCCACAAUAUUCUAGUAGCCAAUUUUUUCCCCCCCCCCCAGAAGGUCUGGUUUCUGCAAAGUCUUCCUCAAAAUAGCUGAGAUAUACUAGAAUAAGUAAAAAUUACUCAAAGUCUGUUGGAACAACAGGUUGGCUUUUCUGUUAUCUUGGGCCUGAUACUUGAUAUACAAGACCUCAACCUGUGUGCUAAUUUUUGGUACCAUAUAUUAAAAUUAAUAAACCACUUUGACUGUUUUUAUGGUAUGAGUAGUAAAAUAGAUUUCCUAAAACGGUUAAUGCUCAUAAGAGUCCAUUUUAGAAUUACCAAAGUUUGGUGAGUAAAUUACUUUAAGUAUUUGGGGAAAACUGUGUUAA